CAGUUCGAAUUGGGUAUAAUUCGCGUGAGGAUAAGUCUUCAUGGAACGCGGCGGUCACAUAACAAACUUUCGGAAAAACCACCCACAUGUGUGUACAUGAGUGUAUAACCGUGCAUGCGUAGAAAAUUUUCUAGCCGAAGGUUUCAGUUGUGAAAACAGACGAGGCACUGUGCCGGAGCGUCUAGGUUUUCAUCAGUUUGAUCCAGUUAAAAGGUACCUUUUUUUUAAAAAUCAAACCCUUCUUAGACGGAAUCCCAAAUACAUUAAUAGUCUUCGUCUGAUUCGAAUGAAAACUUGGCUAUUGGAACGUUCCAGUGAAGAAACCGUAUGAAAUUUUCUUCAAAUACCCUAAUUGUAAUUUGUGUAAUAACUUAUGCAUAAAUUUGGUUCAAAAUGUGCAAAGAAAGACUUAUCCACCGUUCUAAAGGUCUACCUUAAAAGUGGAUUAGAUAUUAGGUAAGGUAAACACUGUCAACAACCGGUUUUAGGAGCUUUAUUAUAGAAAUCAACAUUUAAUCCAAUUUGUCCCUACGUAAAAAUGGGAAAUAUAUUAGAAAGUGCAAGCCACCCCCUACACAUUGCCUUAUCCGUAUGUGUAAGUACGACCAAACACUUACGUGUACCUAUGUUUGUGUGUUUACAAAGCAACCCUUAAGGUCGUGCGACGAUGGCAACGACAAAAAAUAUUUUGUACAACUAAUAAAUAACAAAUAUAACGCGAAGUACCAGAUUUGUAAAGGCCAGAACUUUAUUGGAAAUGUUAAGAAACAUGUGUUUUUAUUGUUUGUCUAUGAUUUUAUAUUAACUAUAGGAUAUUAAAAACUAGUGAAAGUUAUAUAAAAAAGACUACUUUUCAAACGCCUAAAAUGAAUCUAUUGACUACCAUUCUUUUUCAAAUUUAAAAGCACUUGAGUUACGGUACCAACUCAAGCGUCAUAUUGUAAGGAAUGGAUUCCUUAAAUGAUAUAAUUGACCACCAAACAUUUAGCCAGGAGUUAGUUGAAGAUGCAUCGGAGUUCAUCACUGUGGGUCAUCAUUCGGAGCGCCCUUCGCAGUCCAGUCAGCAGCCUAAUUCUGGACAGGAUCUGACAAUGUCUAUGCAAGACAUAAUUUCCUGUCCGGUGAAACACCGGACCUGCUCUGCAUCUGGGUCGGGAUCGGCAUCGGGAUCCGAUUCCGUUGUCAUGGUUAUAGACGCACUGGGACAAGGUAACAGGCAGUCAGCAUAUCAAAUUGUGCCUCAGCAGUUGCAGCAAAGAAACAUGCCAUUGCCUUUCGGGCUACUUGAACGAGAUAGGCAGCAUAUGCAGCAUGGGCGUGAGGUCAAUACCAGUCCAGUGGACUUUGUAUCAUCAGAUAUAAAUUUGGAUGGUCUGACUGUAGACGCAGACGUCUCCCAGACGGAUCACUCUCAAGAAACGGCGGUAAAGCAGGAGCAAAAACUACUUAUUGUGCAAUCCAAGAGUCAGGAUCAAAGCCAUAGGCGCAUUCGAAUGCUUGUAGACGUUUCGAGCGUAAAUUCUGGCCUUGGCGUGCACGUGGAUGAUAUGGAUGAGAUUUCCUCUGAUGGCGUUGGCUGCGACGACGAAGGAGUUACGCUGAGCCACCAGCAUCUUUUGGAGCAAGAGGAACAAUUCGGCCUAACAAGCCACCAUCCGCAUCUCCAACCUCAUACACAGAUCAUCCAUGGCUUGCACCAGAGAUCAACACAUUCGGAAAUGGGACUGGACAAUGGGCAUGGGGAGGUUCUAUCGGUUAUCGUCCAUUCCCAGGACAGCGACAAGGAGGACUGUGAGGAAAAUGAUGAUGGGGAUGCAGAAGGAGAUUUAGAAAAUGAAGACGAUGAUGAACGCGACUCGCGGAGUCGUGAACAGCUGCUUAGUCACAGCUCGUAUCAGACGCUGACCUCGGUGAAUGAUCGCCUAUCUUCGCCUGGGUUUAGUCAAACAUCGUAUGCUACACUCACCCCUAUACAACCACUUCCGCCUAUAUCAACGAUGUCCGAGAAGUUCGCCUACUCUGGCCACAUCUCGGGAGGAGACAGUGGAGACACGGAUGUCAAUGGAGAUGGUGCAGGUGGAGGAGUCGUUGAGGUUGGUGAAGUCACCAACCAAUCCAGCGAGGCUACAGGGACUGUUUCAAUAUCUAGUGGCAAUGCUACAUCCUCUGUGUGCUCCAACAACGAUUGCAGUUCUUUUUCUGCCCUUUCCAUGCCCAUAGGAAGUGGCCAUUUGGGUCUAGGUGUUUUAAGCGGCGUCCAGUCACCAUUUUCUUCAUACGAAAAGCUAUCUUCGAUGAUUUCCCCUCCGCCUAAUAACUAUUUGGUCUCGUGCGAUCUACAUUCCUCCGUUUCGGGACGCGUUAUAAAUUCAUCGCACUUGCAGCUAAGUCACAACGGCAAUAAAAAGGAGUCUGGAACACACGAACACACACAUAGGCCUGCUGAUGUCAAUGGUGGGAAGUUUUCCUAUACUGGCCACAUCUCCCGAGGUGAUAGUGUAGAUAAUGACGUCAACGGUGAAAAGUUCUCUUUCUCUGACCAUAUCUCCGGUGGGGAUAGCGGAGAUGAAGAUGCCAACAGAGAAAAAUUCAUAUACUCAGAUCACAUCUCCGAAGGAGAAAACGGACCGGACGUCAAUAGCGGAACGAAUUGGCUCCAGAUGCACUCUGAGAGGGAAGUGCGGCUCCAUAUGCCCGUGCCGGCUGAGCUGGAAGCGAGGUUUCACAUUUCGUCAGAGCGAAGGACUCGACUCAAUGUGCCACCUGCUCGUGGUUCUCUAAGCCGACAUCUUGCUCCAAACGCUCCGAUCUGCCCCGCAGAUUGGAAAGCGGAUGAUUGGAAACACAGCAAUGCUGGCGUUGUUAGUUUGACCGCAGAUAUGCCCGUGGUUGUGUCUCUUACUCCUACACCGCCUCCGCUAAGAGACGACUCGGUGAGCGGCAUUAAACAAAACGAGCGAUCAUCACCAGGGCACAGAGAACAGUACUUCCUGGACAAAAGCCAAGAACCCAGUUCCGUUGUAGCAGAUCAGUGCAGUCCGGGCAUCAAUGGCACCCCGCAGUCGGUGUGUGUCAUUCACCAGCAGUCUCCAUCAGCUCUCGGAAACGGGUUUCAAUCAAGCAGCCAGCAGGCCAAGGUUUCCUCGUGCGCAUCACCAAAAGGGACAGUGUCCUCUGGAGGUGCAGUUUCCAACCGCAUUGCAAAUUCCAGUGACAUGGAGGAGAUCAAUACUAAGGAUCUGGCACAGCGCAUCUCAGCCGAACUCAAGCGAUACAGCAUUCCGCAGGCUAUAUUCGCACAACGGGUACUAUGCCGAUCGCAAGGCACCUUGUCCGAUCUGCUGCGAAACCCAAAGCCGUGGUCAAAGCUGAAAUCCGGCCGAGAGACGUUUCGCAGAAUGUAUAAAUGGCUCCAGGAGCCCGAGUUUCAGCGCAUGUCUGCUCUGCGAAUGGCCGCUGCCCAAAUUCCUCAGCGAGCUCCUUUGAGCUCUGGAAUGUCUCUUGGGUCAGCAACAGGUCCAAGUGGCUCCACCGGCACAAUACCGACGGACUUGGACCCACAUGGCGGCCCUACGAUGAUCCAAAAUCCUCUGACAAACGAAUCGGACUCUUCGCCUGCAUCAACACCUGUCACAAGCGUUUUGGUUGGGAGCGUCGUUAGCUGUCGUCGAAAGGAAGAGCCCCAGAUCGAACAAAUGCCCCAGCCUAAAAAGCCGCGAUUGGUCUUCACCGAUCUCCAGCGACGAACAUUACAAGCUAUUUUCAAAGAAACUAAAAGACCUUCGAAGGAGAUGCAAGUGACCAUCGCGAGACAGCUGGGACUGGAGCCUACUACAGUGGGAAAUUUUUUUAUGAACGCCAGAAGAAGGUCGAUGGAUAAGUGGCGAGAUGAUGACUCCAAAAGCACUAUGCAUGUGGCACAUAGCCGACAACAACAAGACGAACAGCAGAAAGAUAAUGCCCACACUCAUAGUCAAUCUCAAAUUCAAGAUCAAAAUCACUCUCAAAAUCAAGCUAUCCAUAAUAGCAUGUCGCAAGAUCCCUACUCAAAUCUUCACACAACAGCUAUGUCGCCUCUUGGAGCUUUUGAUGAAGACGCUGAUAUGGACUUGGAACUAGAAAGUCACGACUUUGAUUUAGUGGACCCCGAUGAACAUGGGGAUACCAAUGAUCCAAACGGCGACAUGUUGUGACAGCAUAGCCAAAGCAGACGUCGAACGAUCAACACGCCCAAAGUAAUGGCUCCGAAGACAUCGACUCUCUACUUAAACAGCACCCGCAUUCAGUCUCGUACGCACAUGGUUUCUCUAAGAAGAGAAAUGGAUGUCAAUAUAGAUUGCAUUGUCAGAAAGAAUAACGAAUGUAAUAGCAACGGGAGCCAUGACAAAAAGCGGGGUGAUAUCUCGUCGGCCCAUUUGCAUGAAGCCGAACGUCAUUCAGAUGAAAAGAUUAUACUAAAACAAAGCUUUUGCCAAGAAGCACUCGAUAAGGAGGCCCAUAUAUUCAUUGAUGAUAUACCUAUUCGAAAUGGCUUGGAUGACCUGAAGGUAAUGAUUGUCUGCAGACAUGAAAUCUAGCGAUCUCAUUACUUACUGACACUUUAAGUGUCCAAAGGUUUAGCAAGCUUAUCGUUUAUAGGCUUAAAGUUGAUUUGAACAAAUAUAUUUUCAAAGCAGCAAUAGUAAAUACAUAUAUCAAAUACUUUUAAACCAGUAUCAUUCCUCCCAAUUCCGAAUUAUGAACAGAGAUUUUAUUUCUAAAAUGUUUGACCCUGUUUUAAUGCUUAUCUGUUAAUGAAUUUAUUGAUUUUCAAGAUGUAAUCUUAACAAGGAAAGCUUAAAAACAUAAAAUUUGAUGAAAUGGUUUGGUCCAUAUAUUUUAAUGUUUGAAGAUUAUUUCAUGGAAAUGUGAAGGCGCUUGAAAUGGUCAAUUCGCUUAGUUCAAUUUUGGCAUGCUCUUUCCAGCAUUUCGUCCGGCAUCUCACAAAUAAAAAUAAAAUUCAAUGUUGUUUUCCAAUGUGUCAAUUCAAGCGGGCUUGUCUCGAUAGACAUUGUUUUUAUCACAUCCCCACAAACAAUAGUCUAAAGGCGUUAAAUCGCACCAUCUAGGAGGCAUAGCCGGUCCCAAACGUGAAAUAAUAUGGUCACCGAACUGGCCAACAGUUAUUGGUGCGAAAUUUAGUCACAAUAGGCCGAAUUGCCGCUUAAGUGAGAUCGGUUGAUUAUUGACGGUCAGUCAAUAAUUUCCAACCGCUCGUUUGUAAGACGAUUUAUUGUUAAAUUGUAGACCAAACUGAAGAUGUUUCACAGUGAAAACAAACAAGAAACAUGCAAGAGCUAUUUAAACCACCCAACAUGAUAAUUACCCUAUACUUUUCAUUUAAGGUAUGAGAAAUGAGAAGAAUAGAUUUUUUCGAUGUACGCAAUAUAGUAUAGCCCUAUAUUCUUAAUCAGGAGUCAUGCCGAACUAUUUAUAGUAGUCUAGUUAUUUCAUCUGCAUGUCUCCACCACCCCCGCAGGGAGUGUCAAUAUCCAUGAUCGAGAUAUUUGUCUAUAGCUAUUUGUAAUUUAUUUGUGAAACGAAACAAAAUUUGACAUGUUAAAGCUGCAAAAGUACAAAACUUAUAUUUGCUGAAUUAAGCUUCCUUGUUACUAUAGAAUUAUUUUUUUUAUUUAUUUUAAAAUUCGUUAUCCUACUUAAAACUUUUAUAUCCUUCUUAACGUUUGACUGAGUACGCGGAAUAUUUAUAAGUGAUUGUAGUUAAGCCGUUACGCACGCAUAUAUAUUUUCUCAUCAGCAAAAUUUUGAAGGUCCUUUAUACGACAUUAUUGACCACUAGCCUUGUGUAAUAUGAGAAAUGUCUCAAAUAUUUACAAUUCAAAGACAUAUUAUUCUCCACUUGCACUAUAGGUACACCUUGUAUAGGUACACCUUGUACAAUAUAUCGAGACAGUCAGUUAGACUUUGGGAAGUAACUAUGUCGUCUAUUUAUAUGUUAAAAAAUAAUAUCUUUAUUUUUACCUUAUUGGAACGGAAUGCAAUUGGCCUUAGGCAAAAAGAUAAGACGUCCUUGGUAAAGCGGACAGGUGUAUGUAUGUAGAUAUUAGUUUGAAUCAAAUUGAUGAUAUGUAAAUUGAAUAACAAAUAUGUAAAGAAAACUGUAUCUAGUCAAAUUCUUAAGAUAAAAAAAAAUCAUUUACUCAUUUCAUACAAAUAUGAUGUAUUGUAUUGUUUAUUCAAUUACAAUGUUAUAAUUAACUCAUCCGCAUUAAAAAGGCCUAUAUUGUACCUUAGUAUUUACCUUUUAUGAAGAAAUAUCGGGGUUAAAGAAAUUAACUUUAAAUGUGAAUACUUAAAAACAAUAUGGCUAUCAAAUAAUAACUAAUAAUUUUUAUUAUAAAUGUAAUAAAGUGUAUAUAAGAAAAAUUUUCGAAAAUCCUUCCAGUUAAGUUUGAAUGUAGAUUUUCCAUAAACAAUAAAAAACACAAUGAAUCACCGUUAAUUUUAGAAUGAUACCAAAUAUUUUAAAAAUACUCAAAUGUCAUUAAAGUCAUUAUGUUAAUAUCUCUAGGAAGUAUUAUGUAUAGGAAUAUGCAUAUUGGUGUAUGCUAGUCAAUUUAGUUUAAAAAAAAAUUUAGUAAACAGCGCAUUAGUGAGGUGCGUAUGUCUAGGCACAUUUUUAAUUUAAGUAUAUAUGUAAAAAUCAGGCAAUGCAAUAAUAAAUUAAAGGCAAACUUAUUUG
Molecule: messenger RNA, 6742 nt
Organism: Drosophila melanogaster (fruit fly)
Lineage: Eukaryota; Metazoa; Arthropoda; Insecta; Diptera; Drosophilidae
Gene: onecut
Product: onecut
Exons: 4
Coding region: 948-4193 (1081 amino acids)
Biological process (GO): regulation of transcription by RNA polymerase II
Cellular component (GO): nucleus
Molecular function (GO): DNA binding
Source: RefSeq, marked reviewed